Messenger RNA from Gekko japonicus, 1148 nucleotides. RefSeq names its product speckle targeted PIP5K1A-regulated poly(A) polymerase-like. The transcript is spliced from 7 exons. The record is from RefSeq and is a predicted model, not a curated record. Lineage: Eukaryota; Metazoa; Chordata; Lepidosauria; Squamata; Gekkonidae. The annotation marks the transcript as partial. Gene Ontology annotation, molecular function: poly(A) RNA polymerase activity; RNA binding; zinc ion binding. Gene Ontology annotation, cellular component: mitochondrion.
CAGACGCAGCAAAAGGAUUGAGGGGGAAGUUUUUAGAGGGGGGACCUAUCUCCGGUGUGUGGAGAAGGCGGGAAUGGCGGAGUCAACGAAUGAAGAUUUGGAAUCUCUGCCCCGCGGGGGCUUUCGGUGUCGCCUCUGUCACGUGACAGUAGCCAAUAAACCCAGCCUGGAUGAUCACCUCCGGGGGAAGAAACACCAGCGUCUGGAAAGCCUCCGCUCCAUUCGCCAGGCCCAAGAGCUUCGCAGUGUUUUUGUCAGUGGCUUCCACAAAGGGACGCCAGCCUCAGAGCUGAGUGACUACUUCCAAGCCUAUGGGGAGGUCAUCAAUGUGGUGAUGGACAAGGAUAAGGGUGUUUAUGCCAUUGUGGAGCUGCAGGACGGGGAGGUGCUGGAGAAGGUGCUGGCCCAGACCCAGCACACUCUGGGGGGUCAGAAGCUGCGUGUCAAGCCACGGGAGAAGAAAGAUUUCAAAUACACCCCGCCCAGGAAGCAGGGGUCUGCCAAGCGAGGGCAGCUGAGCCCCGAGAAGUUAGCAGAAGAACUGUGCCAAGCCGAUGAUGUGGAUGCCCAGAUGGCUCUGCUGGUGCAGCUCUUUGAGUUUUCAGAGGGUGAACGGCGUCUUCGGGAUUUGCUGGUCACUCUCUUCCAGGAGGUAUUCUUAGAGUUUUUCCCUGGCUCUGCCAUUCUUCCUUUUGGCUCCUCGGUGAAUGGCUUUGAUGUCUCCGGAUGUGACCUGGAUUUGUUCCUAGACCUUGAGAAGACCAAAAAAUUCCAAGCAUCUGCCAAGAGUCCUACUGAGACCCCGGCCAAGGAUGGGGCCAGCCCUGAGCCGGAUGCAUGCUCUGAGGAUUCGAUCUUGAGUGACAUCGACCUGGCUUCAGCCACUGUGCCUGAGGUACUCGAGCUGGUUGCCACCGUGCUGCGGAAGUGCGUCCCGGGUGUCCAUCACGUCCAGGUUGUGCCAAAUGCUCGUCGUCCGGUUGUCAAAUUCUGCCACAAGGAGUCCGGCUUGCGUGGGGACAUCUCCAUCGAUAACAAGCUGGCGCUCCGCAAUACGCGCUUCCUGCAGCUUUGCACCGAGACAGACGAGCGGGUGAGGCCGUUGGUUUAUGCCGUGCGCCACUGGGCAAAGCAACAGGCAUUGGCAG